UGUCCCUGCUGCGACCCUCUGCUCCUCCAGUCCUGAGUUGCUGCCUCCUGCCGGGACCUGCAGAAUCCUCCUCCUCCUCCUCCCACCUCCUCCACCUCCUCCACCGGGACCAGCACUAUGGACAGCUCCGGGAUGCUCCGCGGGCUGCUGUUUGUCGGCCUGCUGUCCUUCCUGUGUCACGGCCAGGCGUCCCAGGAAAACUCCGCGGAAGACUUUGGAGUGGAGAAACCCGAACCAGCCGCAGACAGAGACCUGGUGGAAGCACUGGAGGCUCUGCUGGGCAGGAUGCAUAAUCGGAUUUCCUCCACCGAGAAAAGAGGGAGCAUCCCGCUGUGUGGGAUGGGUGACCGGUGUGCCAUGAAGUUCGGGCCUCGCAUCGGGAAGCUCUGCGACUGCGGGAGAGGAGCCAACUGCAACUCCUACCUGCUCAAGUGCAUCUGAAAAGCAUGGGACUUUUUUCUUUUUCUUUUUCACAGCAUCACUUUUUCAGGACCAAAACCUCCUCCAGCUGGCUGCACACGAGCCUCGACUCGCAUCCUGCUGUCAGUCUCUAAUAUCAUCGUUUACAUCUGUCAUGCAUUGCUGUUGUUGCCUGAGUAUACGCAUGGAUUUUGUAUCGCUGACCGUCCUGAUGUUCUACUGUAGCAUGUGAAUGUUUCAUGUACAAUAAACAUA
Seriola dumerili (greater amberjack) is the source of this 675-nucleotide messenger RNA. It is a transcript of the gene cartl, whose product is annotated as cocaine- and amphetamine-regulated transcript protein-like. The transcript has 3 exons. The coding region runs from base 118 to 441 and encodes 107 amino acids. Gene Ontology annotation, biological process: G protein-coupled receptor signaling pathway; adult feeding behavior; negative regulation of appetite. The record is from RefSeq and is a predicted model, not a curated record. Gene Ontology annotation, molecular function: neuropeptide hormone activity. NCBI's taxonomy places the organism in Eukaryota, Metazoa, Chordata, Actinopteri, Carangiformes, Carangidae.